AUGCGAACUCAAACUUGCGGGUUCGUGGCAGUACGCAGAGACAAUAGAAAAGGAGCUACACAGAAGCGCUGUGACCGCUAUGAUAGUGGUGAUGCACGAAGCAUCAUCUACCCGGAAGAGGCAUCAGCGAAUUAUGGUGACAAUGAAGAAGAAGUUCGAAUUGAACGAGUGGAAUCCGACGAUCCGCCGUCAGAGGAGAUCAGAGGGCCUCUCUUCAGUGGCAUUAGCAGCGACACCUUGGGGACGCUUGGUGUAUCAGUGAUAUCUCCCUACAGAUAUGCUCGUUCGGACAGCGCGCACACCGAUCAGCAUGAUAGCCUUGGUUGGGUGAAUUACAUUCUUGAAACAACAUGGCCCCACUUUCGGACGGCCGCCAGCGCACUGGUGAAGAACAUCGAUCCCCUGCCGCAAAUUCAGAAGUCCCUGUUGUCGGAGCAUUGGUGGCUCGAGUUCUGUACCCGAAACGUCUUUCAUAGUGAUUGUCCUCUUAUCGAGUUUUCGAGGGCAGUGUGCGUUCCGAUCGAGGUGGCUGCUGAAGUGACGUCGCAGAUCCGAGCUCGGAAUACCUUGGGCUCCUUGGGCCAUGUCUAUGUGAGCCGAUCAACGGCCGAACCCACUAAGAUGCACGCAGUUUGUCGUGGGUGCUUGCUAUGCAAGAAGUCCUGCUCUUCCCGGCUGCCUUAUGUUGACAAGUUUGGGCCAGCACCGACGGAGAAGCCGCUGUCUAUCAAUGGGAGUGUUCUCCACCUCUCGGGCGAAGUUGUCUGCGCGCGAGCAGUGCGUUCACAGCCGCCUCAUCUGAAGAAUAUCGCUCAUUUGGACAUGGCCUCUGCGGAGGACUUCCAUUUCACGCUUUCCAUCUCCGGUCGAGUCAGCGGCCUCCCGAUCAACACCUCGGUCGGCUUGGCCAAGUUCUCACUUUCGGGGAACGCCUGCGUCCUCCUCUCGCCCCUGAUAGACGCCGUUCCAAUUUUUGCAGGAGGCAAGAUGUACUUCCUGGAUUUACCUGACCUCCACUUCGAGUUCUUCGGCAUGCGCUCUGCCGGCAAGCUCUUGGGGCCGAUCUUGGUCCAGGCAGUGCAAAACUGCGCCGAGAAGGUCCUCCAGUCCUUUGUCGUGCCAGGUGGAAUUUACGUUCCAAUUUCGCCGAUUCCACCCUCGAAUCUGAUGCCGAUUGCCACGCCCGCGCCAUUCGGCUACGUUGUGGCCACAGUUCACGAGGCUCGAGGCGUUUUUGGCGGUGACUUCUCCUUGUUCAGCAAAGAGACUAGCGACCCGUCGGUUCAGAUUCAGCUCGGUGGCACCACGUUUACCACCUCGUAUCACACAAACACCAGCAAUCCAAAGUGGGAUCCUCCAGAAAGUGGAUUUUUGCCAUUGUUUCACCACAACCAACAACUGCACAUCGACGUGUCAGAUGUAGAUCUCGGGGAUCGCAGAGACCUGUUGGGCCAGUUCUCUGGCACUGUCCAGACAAUCCAUGAGAUGGUGGAAGGCAAGGACUGGCUGGGCAUGGUGCUCACGCCAGAUGCGGCGAAGGCCAUGCCGGACCCAAGCAAGAAGAUGGAAGUGCUACUCUCCACGGACUCCUGGCUGCACCACCGGCAACUCCCCCUGCAAACCCGGGCUUUAACACACACAGCGCGAAUCCGCAGCGUGCUUGUUCCGGAGUUCCUCGAGGUGGCCAAGCUCACCUCAGACAUUGGGAUCGUCGAUGCACUUCCUGCAGGGCCAGAGCAUGAGAAAGGUGGACCACGGAAGUUGUCGGUGGACUACACCAGGUUGUUGCGCCUUGUUUCCGUGAAGCUCAUGGGGCUGGAGGCACCAGACGAGUUUGUCGAGGAAGUCAUGUACACCACCGCGUCCGUGACUAUAGAUGCUGGAAAGCCGCCCAAGAAUUUUAACAAGGCCAAGAGUCACGCUUCCGGCGGUGGACUUUGGAAAAAGGGCCUGGAGACAUUGAACCUGUGGUCCAGUCAUUCGGGUGGCACGCUGAAGCAUCCGCCCAUGAAGACAAAGAAGGCCCGUGCCUGGGGGGCCUCGCAGACCAAUCCGAAAGGCAGCUUCCUCCACAACGUCAGCACACACUCUCAGCUGAUGAUCGAGCGCCUGGCCGUUGAGAAGAAGAUGCCUUACGAUGAGAUCGCCAAGAUUGCAGGCCUCCCAGAGGGUCAGGUCAAGCUGCUCGUGGAGAUGCAGCGAAGCCUGCAAGUGGUCUGGUAUCAGGCUUUCCACAGGCUGCUCGAAUAUCCAGGCGGUGUCGUCAGCGUCGAGGUCUCCAAAGAGGAUAAAACUUCCCUUGGAAAGGUGAGCGUCGACUUACAGGAGGUCGAAAACCAAGACGAGAACAUCCUUCAGGUUCGACUACCCCUCGAGGGACCGGGGACCCGAGGGAGGGACGUGGUCCUGGUCUUCGAGAUCGAGCUGCAGGGGUUGCGACGAUCGAAGCUGGAACGCCGCAAAGGGCAUGCGAACUUCGAUCGUAACGACAAGUCUCAAAGCCCGGGUCGUGGACGAAGAACCGUCACAGCAAAGAAAAUGAGGUCGAAUGCACCUAUGGAACGCAACUUGGACAGCCACGGCGAGUGCACAUUAGCCGGAUAG
Molecule: messenger RNA, 2604 nt
Organism: Symbiodinium sp. CCMP2592
Lineage: Eukaryota; Dinophyceae; Suessiales; Symbiodiniaceae
Source: the annotation of a GenBank genome assembly